Messenger RNA from Dama dama (fallow deer), 15615 nucleotides. RefSeq names its product usherin (gene USH2A). The transcript has 71 exons. Lineage: Eukaryota; Metazoa; Chordata; Mammalia; Artiodactyla; Cervidae. The coding region runs from base 1 to 15615 and encodes 5204 amino acids. The record is from RefSeq and is a predicted model, not a curated record. Gene Ontology annotation, molecular function: protein binding.
AUGAAUUGCCUGGCUCUGUCUCUGGGCUUCGGCCUCUUGUUUCCGGUCCCUGAAACAUGGCUCUUUGCCUACUUUGCUUCCGUCUCGUGGGCUGACUCUCAGGGCCUGUUCCCAAGGCUGGAGAACGUUGCAGCUUUCAAGAAGGUUUCGGUGGUGCCAACCCAAGUGACGUGCGGAAUCCCAGCCCAAAGCACUUUCUGUCAGAGCUCUGCCACAGCUGAGGGCCUUCGGGUCUGUCCUCAGCGCCUCUGCGUUCAGGAUUGUCCUUACCGAUCAUCGCCCCCCACCUACACCAACCUCUUCUCAGCAGGCCUCAGGGGCUGCAUCACCAGAGACCAGCGUGACCUGAGUCCCAACUCCCAUAACCAUUCUGCAAGUUUCAUUUUUGGAAAUCACCAGAGCUGCUUUGCCUCUCCUCCUGCUCCCAGGCUGGCGGCAUCAUUUACCCUAGCUGUGUGGUUGAAACUUGAGCAAGGAGGUGUAAUGUGUGUUAUAGAAAAGACAUCGGAUGGGCAGAUUGUAUUCAAACUUACAAUAUCUGAGAAAGAGACCAUGUUUUAUUACCGCACAGUAAAUGGUUUGCAGCCUCCAAUAAAAGUAAUGACACUGGGGAGAAUUCUUGUGAAGAAAUGGAUUCAUCUUAGUGUGCAGGUACAUCAGACAAAAAUCAGUUUCUUCAUCAAUGGUUUGGAAAAGGAUAAUGCAGCUUUUGAUGCAAGAACUCUAAGUGGUUCAAUUACAGAUUUUGCCUCUGGUACUAUGCAAAUAGGACAGAGCUUAAAUGGUUCAGAGCAGUUUGUUGGAAGAAUGCAAGAUUUUCAAUUAUACCAAGUGGCGCUUACAAACAGAGAGAUUCAGGAAGUUUUCUCCGGAGAUCCACCCAGAUUGCAUAUCCAGUCACAUUGCCGUUGCCCUGGCAGCCACCCUCGUGUCCAUCGUUUGGAUCAGCGGUACUGCAUUCCUAAUGAUGCAGAAGACACAACCAAAAACAGGGUGUUACGGCUGAAUCCUGAAGCCCAUCCUCUUUCUUUUGUUAAUGAUAACAAUAUUGGUACUUCAUGGGUGUCACAUGUGUUUACAAACAUGACCCAGCUUAGUCAAGGAGUGACUAUUUCCAUCGAUUUGGAAAAUGGACAAUAUCAGGUGUUUUACAUUAUCAUUCAGUUCUCUAGUCCACAACCAACAGCAAUAAGGAUUCAGAGGAAAAAGGAGGACAGCCUAGAUUGGGAAGAUUGGCAGUAUUUUGCUAGAAAUUGCAGCACUUUCAGAAUGAAAAACAAUGGAGAUUUGGAAAAUUCUGAUUCUGUCAACUGUCUUCAACUUCCCAGUUUUACUCCAUAUUCCUGUGGUAAUGUCACCUUUAGCAUCCUAACACCUGGACCAAAUCAUCGUCCUGGAUACAAUAAUUUCUAUAAUACCCCAUCUCUUCAAGAGUUCAUUAAGGCCACACAAGUACGACUUCAUUUCCAUGGACAGUACCAUACAACUGAGACUCCUGUCAGCCCCAGACACAGAUACUAUGGAGUCAAUGAAAUUACCAUCACUGGAAGAUGUCAGUGCUAUGGUCAUGCCAAUCGCUGUGACACAACAAGCCAGCCCUAUAGAUGCCUCUGCUCUCAGGAGAGUUUCACUGAAGGACGUCAUUGUGAUCGCUGCCUGCCUCUUUAUAAUGACAAGCCUUUCCGCCAAAGUGAUCAUGUUCAUGCCUUUAACUGUAAACCCUGUGAGUGCAACAGCCAUUCCAGAAGCUGCCACUACAACAUGUCAGUGGAUCCCUUUCCAUCUGAGCACUACAGAGGAGGCGGAGGCGUCUGUGAUGACUGUGAGCAUAACACUGCAGGAAAGAACUGUGAGCUGUGUAAGGAUUACUUUUUCCGACAAGUUGGUGCAGAUCCUUCAGCCAUAGAUGUUUGCAGACCCUGUGAUUGUGAUAAAGUUGGCACCAGAAACACUAGCUUCCUUUGUGAUCAGAUCGGGGGCCAGUGUAAUUGUAAGAGACAUGUGUCUGGCAGACAGUGCAAUCAGUGCCAGAACGGAUUCUACAACCUCCAGGAGUGGGAUCCUGAUGGCUGCAGUCCGUGCAACUGUAAUACCUCCGGGACAGUGGAUGGAGAUAUUACCUGUCACCCAAAUUCAGGCCAGUGCAAGUGCAAAGCAAAUGUUAUUGGGCUCAGAUGUGAUCACUGCAAUUUUGGGUUCAAAUUUCUCCAAAGUUUUAAUGACGAUGGCUGUGAGCCCUGCCAGUGUAACCCCCACGGCUCAGUGAACAGACUCUGCAAUCCUAUUUCUGGGCAGUGUGAGUGCAAAAAGGAAGCCAGAGGACUUCAGUGUGACACCUGCAGGGAACACUUCUACGGACUGGACGCCGCUGGUUGUAAGGCCUGUGACUGUGACGUGGCGGGGUCCCGCUCUGGGACGGUCUGUGAUGCUUGGACGGGACAGUGCGUCUGCAAGUCCAACGUUGGGGGAAGACGCUGCAGUGAGUGUGUGGAGGGGUACUUCUACCAGCCGCAAAACCACUCUUUCCUCUGUCUGCCUUGUAACUGCGAUAGGACCGGGACUGUAAAUGGCUCUCUGCUCUGUGACAAAUCGACGGGACAGUGUCCCUGCAAAUUAGGAGUAACAGGUCUUCACUGUAAUCAGUGUGAGCCUCACAGGUACCAUCUGACCGUUGGCAGUUUUCAAGGCUGCCAGAUGUGUGAGUGUGACCCCCUGGGGACAUUACCUGGGACCAUUUGUGACCCACUCAGUGGCCAGUGCCCAUGUUUGCCUAAUCGUCAAGGAAGAAGGUGUAAUCAGUGUCAACCAGGCUUUUAUAUUUCUCCAGGCAAUGCCACUGGCUGCCUGCCAUGUUCAUGCCACACCACUGGUGCAGUUAAUCACAUCUGUAAUAGCUUGACUGGUCAGUGUGUUUGCCAAGAUGCUUCCAUUGCUGGGCAAAGUUGUGACUAUUGUAAAGAUCUUUACUUUGGAUUUGAUUCUCUAACUGGAAGAUGUCAGCCUUGCAAUUGUCAUCUCUCAGGAGCCUUAAAUGAAACCUGUCACUCGGUCACGGGCCAGUGUUUCUGUAAACGAUUUGUUACUGGAUCAAAGUGUGAUACCUGUGUUUCCAAUGCAAGCCAUUUGGAUAUCAGCAACCCAUUGGGCUGUAGCAAAACUCCAUCCCAGCAACCUCCACCCAGAGGACAAGUUCAAAGUUCUUCUGCUAUCAAUCUCUCCUGGAGUCCACCUGAUUCUCCAAAUGCCCACCAGCUUACUUACAGUUUAUUCAGGGACGGUUUUGAAAUCUACACAGUUGAAGAUCAAUACCCAUACAGUAUUCAGUACUUCUUAGACACUGCCCUGGUGCCAUAUACCUCGUAUUCCUAUUACAUCGUGAGCAGCAGCGUGCAUGGUUCAACACGAAGCGCGGCUGUCACCUACAGGACGAAACCAGGGGCCCCAGUGGGAAGUUUGAAUUUAAGUUAUGUUAGUCCUGUUAGCUCAGACUCUGUGACACUUACCUGGGCUUCACCUUCCGAUCGUUCUGGUCCCAUUGAGAAAUAUGUUUUGUCCUGUGCUCCUCUACAUGGUGUCCAGCCCUGCUCUCCCUAUGAAGGCCCCGAGACCACCGCCACCGUCUGGAAUCUGCUUCCAUUCACGAAGUACCGUUUUGCUCUGCAGGCAUGUACUAGCGGGGGCUGUUUACACAGCACCCCUUUGACAGUGACCACGGCCCAGGCAGCUCCCAGACGGCUGGGUCCACCCAAGGUGCGGAAGAUCAGCUCCACAGAGCUUCACGUAGGAUGGACUCCACCAAUAGAACCAAAUGGCAUAAUUAUAAGAUAUGAACUGUAUAUGAAAAGACUGAAGUCUAGUGGAGAAACAAGGUCAGCGGAAAGUCAAGUUUUUCAGAGCAGUGGCUGGCUCAGUCCUCACCCACCUGCAGAGUCAGCCAAUGAAAAUGCUCUAGAACCUCCAGAAACAAGCACGGUCAUCACUGGCUUGGAGCCUUAUACCAAGUACAAGUUUAGAGUCUUAGCUGCGAACAUGGCUGGGAGUGUGUCUUCUGCCUGGACCACAGGAAGAACGGGAGAAUCAGCGCCUGUAUUUGUGAUGCCGCCUUCAGUCUCCGCACUGUCUCCUUACUCGCUCAAUGUGUCCUGGAAGAUGCCACCGGACAGUGUAACAAGAGGAAAAGUUGUGGGGUACAACAUCAGUAUGAUUUCUGAACAGUCACCUCAAUGGUCUCAUCCAGUGGUGGUUCCACAGGUAUUGUACACUGCUAAAUCCCAAGAACUAUCUUAUAUUGUAAAAGGACUAAAACCUUACAGGAUAUACAACUUUACUAUUUCUCUCUGCAAUUCAGUUGGCUGUGUAACCAGUGCUCCAGAAGCAGGACAGACUUUAGCGUCAGCACCAGCCCAACUGAGGCCGCCUCUGGUUGAAGCAAUCAACAGCACAACCAUGCGUCUUAGCUGGCUGGCGCCUGAAGAGCAGAAUGGACCUUCUCCUGUGUAUCAACUGGAAAGGAGGGAGCCAUCUCUUCCGGCUCCGAGGGCCGUGGUGACGAAGGGGACUCGCUUCACAGGACAUGGAUAUUAUAAGUUCCCCAGCUCCACCCACCCAGUCAAUACAGACUUCACGGGUAUUAAAGCCAGCUUUCGAACAAGGGUGCCUGAAGGUUUGAUUGUCUUUGCGGCAUCACCUGGCAAUCAGGAAGAGUAUUUUGCAAUUCAGUUGAAGAAUGGACGCCCGUAUUUUCUUUUUGAUCCUCAGGGGUCUGCAGUGGAAGUUACCACAACUAAUGAUGAUGGCAAACAAUAUAGUGAUGGCAAAUGGCAUGAAGUAAUUGCUAUUAGGCAUCAAGGUUUUGGCCAAAUCACUCUUGAUGGGCAGUUCACAGGCUCUUCCGCCACCAUGAAUGGUGGUACUGUUAUUGGAGAGAACACAGGAGUGUUUGUGGGUGGGCUGCCACAGGGUUACACCAUCCUCAGAAAGGAUUCUGGCAUAGUCCAAAAGGGUUUUGUGGGCUGUCUCAAGGAUGUGUAUUUUAUGAAGAAUUUUAAUCCCUCUGCUACUUGGGAGCGUCUGGUUUGGCAGAGUUCUGAAGAGCAAACCAAUGUGCAUAAUGACUGGGAGGGAUGCCCCACUUCACUCCAAGAGGGAGCCCAGUUUCUAGGGACAGGGUUCCUGGAGCUUUAUCCAUACUUGUUUCAUGGUGGAAUGGACUUUGAAAUUUCUUUUAAGUUCAGAACUGACCAACUGAAUGGAUUGCUGCUUUUCAUUUACAACAAAGAUGGACCUGAUUUUCUUGCUAUGGAACUGAAGAGUGGAAUAUUGAGCUUCCGGUUAAAUACUAGUCUUACUUUUACACAAGUGGAUCUUUGGCCGGGGCUGUCCUACUGUGAUGGAAAGUGGAAUAAAGUGAUCAUUAAAAAAAAUGAUUCUGUCAUAUCAGCAAGCAUGAAUGAACUGAUGGAGCACGUGUCAGAGUCCAGAGCCCAGGCACUGAUGGUGAAUUCCGCCGUCUAUGUGGGAGGAGUCCCACAGGAGCUGCGUGACUCCUAUAAACACCUGAAGCUGGAACAAGGUUUCGGUGGUUGCAUGAAGGAUGUGAAGUUUGCACGGGGUGCCGUCAUUAACUUGGCAUCCGUGUCCAGUGGUGCUGUCAGAGUCAAUCUGGAUGGAUGCUUGUCAACUGACAGUGCUGCUAAGUGCAGGGGAAAUGACUCCAUCCUGGUGUACCGGGGAGAAGAGCGGACUGCUUAUGAGAGCCGUCUCCAGCCGUUCACAGAAUACCUGUAUCGAGUAACAGCCUCACAUGAAGGAGGUUCGGUACAUAGCGACUGGAGCCGGGGACGCACAACAGGAGCAGCUCCACAAAGUGUGCCGACUCCCUCAGGAGUCCGCAGCAUAAAUGGCUAUAGCAUCGAGGUGACCUGGGAUGAACCUGUUGUGGCUAGAGGUGUAAUUGAGAAGUAUAUCCUGAGAGCCUACAGUGAGGACACCCCUGGUCCACCCCGCAUGCCCUCUGCCAGCUCUGAGCUUGUCGAUACCAACACCUUCACAGGCACACUGACAGGCUUGCUGCCCUUCAAAAACUAUGCAGUAACCCUCGCUGCUUGCACGUUGGCUGGCUGUACUGAGAGCUCGCAUGCAUUGAACAUCUCUACUCCACAAGAAGCCCCACAACAGGUUCAGCCACCAGUAGCCAAAUCCCUUCCCCAUUCUUUGUUACUCUCCUGGAAUCCACCUCAAAAAGCAAAUGGUAUUAUAACUCAGUACUCUUUAUACAUGGAUGGGAUGCUAAUCUACUCAGGCAAUGGAGAGAACUACACAGUCACAGAUUUAGCAGCAUUUACGCCCCACCGAUUUCUGCUCAGUGCUUGCACACAUGUGGGAUGUACAAACAGUUCCCUGGUCAUACUGUCCACCGCACAGCUACCACCAGAACACGUGGAUCCCCCAGUUCUGACUGUCCUGGAUUCUAAAACUGUAUACAUUCAGUGGAAAAAACCAAGAAAAGUAAAUGGAAUUCUAGAGCGCUAUAUAUUAUAUAUUUCAAAUCACACACAUGAUUUUACAGUUUGGGAUGUCAUCUAUAACAACACAGAACUUUUUCAGGAUCACACUCUGCAGUACCUUUUACCUGGCAAUAAAUAUCUCAUCAAACUGGCAGCUUGCACAUGGGGUGGGUGCACAGUGAGUAAGGCCAGCCAGGCCCUGACUGAGGAGAGGAUCCCCGAAGGUGUGCCGGCUCCCAGAGUGAACCCAGACUCCUCUCACUCCUUUAACAUCUCCUGGACUGAGCCUGAGUAUCCGAAUGGUGUUAUCACAAGUUACGGGCUGUAUCUCGACGGUAUAUUAAUUCACAACUCUUCAGAAUUCAGUUGUCAUGCUUCUGGAUUCGCUCCUUGGAGCUUGCAUUCCUUCAGGGUCCAAGCCUGCACCGCCAGAGGUUGUGCUCUGGGCCCACUGGUGGAAAAUCGAACUCUAGAAGCUCCUCCUGAAGGAACAGUAAAUGUGUUUGUCAAAACAGAAGGAUCCCGAAAAGCCCACGUAAGGUGGGAACCACCUUUUCACCCUAAUGGACGCUUGAUAUACUCAGUCCUUUUUACUGGCACUUUCUAUGCUGACCAAGCAGGUGAUAACUACACUCUUCUGAAUGGCACACAAAUCAUGCACAGUGGUGAAGAGACCAACCUUUGGGUGCUCAUCAAUGGAUUGGUUCCUUUUACAAACUAUACAGUACACGUGAAUGUUUCCAAUAGCCAAGGCAGCUUGAUGAGUGAUCCUGUAAUGAUUUCAAUGCCUCCAGGGGCUCCAGAUGGCGUGCUGCCUCCGAGGCUUUCAUCUGCCACUCCAACCAGUCUUCAGGUUGUCUGGUCUACACCAGCUCGGAACAACGCCCCCGGCUCUCCCAGAUACCAACUCCAGAUGAGGCCUGGCCACUCCACCCAUGGGUUUCUAGAGCUAUUUUCCAAUCCUUCUGCAUCGUUAAACUAUGAAGUGAGAGAUCUCCAACCGUACACGGAGUAUGAAUUUCGGUUGGUUGCCUCCAAUGAAUUUGGCAGUGCCCAUAGCUCUUGGAUUCUGUUCAUCACCGCAGAGGACAAACCUGGACCUAUAGACCCUCCAAUUAUUCUGGACAAGAAGUCGAGAAUGAUACUGGUCACCUGGCAGCAUCCUUUAAAGUGCAACGGGCUCAUUACCCAUUAUAACAUUUACCAACAUGGCCGCCUCAGCUUGAAAACUUCUGGAAAUGUCACUAAUGGCACAGUGACCCAUUUACGCCCAUAUACGGCCUACACGUUUCAAGUAGAAGCUUGUACUUCAAAAGGGUGUUCCCUGUCAGCAGAUUCCCAGACCGUUUGGACACUCCCAGGUGCACCAGAAGGUAUCCUGAGUCCAGAGCUGUUCUCUGAUACCCCAACAUCCGUGAUCAUAUCUUGGCAACCCCCUGCCCAUCCCAACGGCCUGGUGGAGAACUCCACCAUCCAGAGAAGGGUCCAAGGGAAGGAGGCAGUCACCACCCUGGUGACUCUCCCAGGAAGUCAUCCCAGGAGGUUUAUCGACAAGACUUCUGCUCUUAGUCCGUGGACAAAAUAUGAGUAUCGAGUGCUAAUGAGCACUGCUGAUGGAGGGACAAACAGCAGUGAUUGGGCAGAAGUGACCACGAGACCCUCGCGACCUGCUGGGGUGCAGCCCCCCGAGGUGGAUGUGUUAGGACCCAACGCAGCCAAGGUCACUUGGAAGCCCCCACUCAUCCUGAAUGGAGACAUCCUUAACUACGAGAUCCGCAUGCCUGACCCUCACAUCACCAUCACCAAUGUUACUUCUUCUGUGUUAAGUUAUGUCGUUACUCAUCUGAUUCCUUUCACUAAUUACUCCGUCACCAUUGUGGCUUGCUCAGGGGGUAACGGGUAUCUAGGGGGGUGCACAGAGAGCUUCCCUACCCACGUGACCACCCCUCCCACCCUGCCGCAGGAUCUUGGCCCAUUGUCCGUGGUUCCACUAAGUGAAUCAUAUGUUGGGAUUUCCUGGCAGCCACCAUCCAGGCCAAAUGGACCUGAUGUGAGAUAUGAGCUUCUGAGACGUAAAAUCCAGCAACCACUUGCAUCAAAUCCCCCAGAAGAUUUAAAUAUGUGGCACAAUAUUUAUUCAGGAACUCAGAGGGUUUAUGAAGAUAAGGGUCUUAGCAGGUUUACGACGUAUGCGUAUAAGGUCUUUGUACAUAACAGUGUUGGUUUUACACCAAGUCAAGAAGUGACAGUGAAAACAUUAGCUGGACUUCCAGAGAGAGGAGCCAAUGUCACUGCGGUUGUUCUUAACCACACGGCCAUCGACGUAAGAUGGGUGAAACCAACUUUUCAAGACCUACAAGGUGAUGUUGAGUAUUAUACACUUUUUUGGAGUUCUGCUACCUCCAAUGAAUCUCGAAAAAUCCUCCCAGAUGUAAACUCUCACGUCAUUGGCCACUUAAAUCCAAACACAGAGUAUCGGAUUUUCAUCUCUGUUUUCAACGGAGUCGCCAGCAUAAACAGUGAAGUGCUGUAUGCAACCACUUGCGAUGGGGAGCCUCAGGGCAUGCUUCCUCCAGAGGUUGUCAUCAUCAACAGUACAGCUGUCCGUGUCAUCUGGACAGCUCCUUCAAACCCAAAUGGUGUUGUCACUGAGUAUUCCGUCUAUGUAAAUAAUCAGCUCUACAAGACUGGAAUAAAUGUGCCCGGGUCUUUCAUUCUGAGAGAGCUGUCUCCCUUCACUGUCUAUGACAUCCAGGUUGAAGUCUGCACAAAAUAUGCCUGUGUAAAAAGCAACAGAACCCAAAUGACCACUGUGGAAGAUACUCCAAGUGAUAUACCGACUCCUACCAUUCAUGGCAUCACUUCAAGAUCCCUUCAAAUUGAUUGGAUGUCUCCAGGGAGGCCAAAUGGCAUCAUUCUUGGAUAUGAUCUCUUACGGAAAACGUGGCGCCCAUGCUCUAAAACUAAGAAGUUAGUGAAGGACCACACUGGUGGACUCUGUGAGGCAGUGGAGUGUCAAAAACAUGAAUCUCUUUGUGGAACCAGGUGCUACUCCCCUGAGGCUAAGGUUUGUUGUAAUGGAGCUCUCUAUGACCCUCAGCCUGGACAUGCCUGUUGUGAAGAGAAGUACAUAGCACUUGUUUUGAACUCAACUGGAGUUUGUUGUGGUGGCCGCAUACGAGAGACACAAUCAAAUCAUCAGUGUUGCUCAGGGUAUUAUGUUAGAAUUCUACCAGGUGAAGUAUGUUGUCCAGAUGAGCAGCACAAUCGGGUUUCCGCUGGCCUAGGCAACUCCUGCUGUGGCAGAAUGCCGUACUCCACCUCAGGAAAGCAGAUUUGCUGUGCUGGGAGGCUCCAUGAUGGCCAUGGCCAGCAGUGCUGUGGUGGACAGAUUGUGAGCAAAGAUUUUGAGUGCUGCGGGGGAGAGGAAGAGGGUGUGGUAUACAGUCGCCUUCCAGGGAUGUUCUGUUGUGGGCUGGAUUAUGUGAAUAUGUCAGAUACCAUAUGCUGCUCAGCUUCCAGUGGAGAGUCUAAAGCACAUGUUAAAAAGAAUGACCCAGUGCCAGUAAAAUGCUGUGAGACUGAACUUAUUCCAAAGAGCCAGGAAUGCUGUAAUGGAGUUGGAUAUAAUCCUUUGAAAUAUGUUUGCUCUGACAAGAUUUCAACUGGAAUGAUGAUGAAGGAAAUGAAAGCAUGCAGAACCCUCUGCCCGACAUCCAUGGAAGCCACGGCACACUGCAGCAGGUGCGACUUCAACUUUACCAGCCACGUUUGUACUGUGAUAAGAGGCUCUCACAAUUCCGUAAGGAAGGAAUCAAUGGAAGAACUAUGUUCAUCUGCUGAAGAGGCUGUUCAUACGGGAAGUGUAAACACACUCUCCUUCACAGAUGUGAACCUGGAGCCCUACAUGAUGUAUGAAUAUAGGAUUUCUGCAUGGAAUCGCUAUGGGCGAGGAUUCAGCAAGGCAGUUAGAGCCAGAACAAAAGAAGAUGUGCCUGAAGGAGUGAGUCCCCCCAGGUGGACAAAAAUGGAUCAUCUUGAUGAUGUAAUAGUCUUAAGCUGGAAGAAACCUAUACAAUCAAAUGGUCCUAUUAUUGCCUACAUUCUUCUCCGAAAUGGGAUUGAAUGUUUUCGAGGAACAUCACUGAGCUUCUCUGAUACAGAAGGAAUUCAGCCCUUUAUGGAAUAUUCAUAUCAGCUGAAAGCUUGCACAGUUGCUGGCUGUACCACCAGCAGCAAGGUCGUUGCAGCUACCACCCAAGGAAUCCCGCAGAAUAUCCCUCCGCCUAGAGUUACGGCCCCCAGUGCAGAGGCUCUGCAUGUGAGUUGGCAUGUCCCUCCAAAGCCAAAUGGCGUCAUUAAAGAGUACCAGCUCAGGCAGGUCGGGAAAGGUCUCAUCUACACUGGCACCACUGACAAGAGGCAGCAUACGGUCACAGGUCUCCAGCCAUACACCAACUACAGCUUCACACUUAGAGCUUGUACAUCUGCUGGAUGCACUUCAAGUGAGCCUUUUCUAGGUCAGACUCUGCAGGCAGCCCCUCAAGGAGUUUGGGUGACACCUCGACACAUUGUUGUCAAUUCUACAACAGUGGAGUUAUUUUGGAGCCCGCCAGAAAAGCCCAAUGGCCUCAUUUCUCAAUAUCAAUUGAGUCGUAAUGGAAGCUUGAUUUUCCUGGGGGGCAGUGAGGAGCAGAAUUUCACUGAUAAAAACCUGGAGCCCAACAGCAGAUAUGUUUAUAAGUUAGAAGCCACAACUGGAGGUGGCAGCAGUUCAAGUGAUGAGUACAUUAUACAGACACCUAUAUUAACGCCGGAAGAAAUCCAGCCUCCAUAUAACAUCACAGUAAUUGGGCCUUAUUCCAUAUUUGUAGCUUGGACACCACCAGGGAUCCUUGUCCCUACAAUGCCUGUGGAGUACAAUGUCUUACUCAAUGCUGGAAGUGCAACACCUUUGAUCUCCUCUGUUGGUCAUCAUCAAUCAAUCCUUCUGGAAAACUUGGCUCCAUUCACACAGUAUGAGAUAAGGAUACAAGCAUGCCAAAAAGGAGGCUGUGGAGUUAGCAGUAGGAUGUUUGCCAAAACAGCUGAAGCAGCCCCCAUGGAUCUAAAUUCUCCUAUUCUUAAGGCACUGGGGUCAGCUUGCAUAGAAGUUAAAUGGAUGCCACCUAAAAAACCAAAUGGAGUCAUCACCAACUACUUUAUUCACAGACGUCCUACUGACAUUGAAGAGGAAUCCCUUGUGUUUGUCUGGUCAGAAGGAGCCCUUGAAUUUAUUGAUGAUGCAGACACUUUGAGGCCUUUCACACUCUAUGAAUAUCAGGUCAGAGCCUGUAACUCCAAGGGCUCUGUGGAGAGUCUGUGGUCAUCAGCACGGACUCUGGAAGCCCCACCUCAAGAUUUUCCAGCACCUUGGGCUCAAGUCACUGGCGCCCAUUCAGUUCUGCUUAACUGGACCGAGCCGGACUCUCCCAAUGGCAUCAUCUUCCAGUAUCGUGUGGUUUACCAACAGAGAACUGAUGACCCGACCUUGAACUUCUCUGCAGUGCAUGCUUUCACAGUGAUGGGAACCAGCUAUCAAGCCCACCUCUUUGGGUUGGAACCCUUCACCACAUAUCACGUUGGUGUUGUGGCCACAAACCAGGCAGGAGAAGUUUCAAGCCCCUGGACUCCGGUUCAGACCCUCGAAUCUUCCCCCAGUGGGCUGAGCAACUUCACAGUAGAGCAGAAAGAGAAUGGGCGGGCGUUGCUGCUACAGUGGUUGGAGCCUGCGAGAACCAAUGGUGUGAUUAAGACAUACAAUGUCUUCAGUGAGGAGGUCCUGGAAUACACUGGCCUGAAUCGUCAGUUUCUCUUCCGACGCUUGGACCCCUUCACACUCUACACCCUGACCCUGGAGGCCUGCACCAGGGCGGGCUGUGCACACUCGGUGCCCCAGCCUCUCUGGACAGAGGAAGCCGCCCCCCAGUCUCAGCCAGCUCCCACCAUCCAGUCAGUGGGCUCCACCAGCGUGGAGCUGAGCUGGUCGGAGCCCAUUAAACCCAAUGGAAAGAUAAUUCGCUAUGAAGUGAUUCGCAGAUGCUUCAAGGGAAAAGCUUGGGGGAAUCAGACAAUCCAGGAUGAUGAGAAAAUUGUUUUCAUAGAAUCUAAUACUGAGAGGAAUACAUUUAUAUAUAAUGACACAGGUCUGCAGCCAUGGAUGCAGUGUGAAUACAAAGUUCGCACUUGGAACUCAGCCGGCCACACCUGCAGCUCUUGGAGCGGGGUGAGGACCAGGCAAGCACCUCCGGACGGCCUCUGUCCACCUGAGGUAGCCCAGGUAUCCGUGGAUCCCCCCAAAGUGCUGAUUGCCUGGGUCCCUCCAGAACAGCCUAAUGGCAUCAUCCAGUCCUACAGGCUGCAGAGGAACGGAGUGCUUUAUCCUUUCAGCUUUGAUGCUGUGACUUUCAAUUACACCGAUGAGAAGCUGCUCCCUUUCUCCACGUACAGCUAUGGGGUCACAGCCUGCACCAGUGGGGGCUGCUCUGCCAGCACGACCACCAGCAUCACAACCCUUGAGGCUGCCCCUGCAGGGGUCCACCCUCCAGCUCUGAGGACCAUCAGCGCCACUCAGAUAAACGUAUCUUGGUCCCCGCCGUCGAUUCAGAAUGGAGAGAUCACUCAGUAUUUCCUCAGAGUGGAUGGUAAGGAGUAUCUCGCUGGGCAGAACCUGACUCUGUUGGUUUCCCACCUGCGGCCUUACACGCAGUAUAAUUUCUCCCUGGUGGUGUGUACCAACGGAGGCUGCACAGCAAGUGUGCCAGAAUCUGCCUGGACAAUGGAGGCCCCACCACGGGACAUGGACCCUCCAAAACUGCAAGUUACAGGCUCAGAAUCCAUAGAAAUCACCUGGAAACUGCCCAGAAUCCCAAAUGGCCGGAUCAGAAGCUAUGAGCUGAGGAGGGAUGGAACAAUUGUGUACACUGGCCUGGAAACUCGCUAUCAUGACUUUACCCUCACCCCAGGUGUGGAGUACGGCUAUACGGUGAUGGCCAACAACAGCCAAGGGGGUGUUUUGAGUCCACUUGUCAAAGAUCGAACCAGCCCCUCAGCACCUUCAGGGAUGGAACCUCCAAGAUUGCUGGCCAAGGGCCCUCAGGAGAUCUUAGUGACCUGGGACCCUCCAGUAAGGACAAAUGGUCUUAUUGUCAACUAUACCCUCUUCAUCCGUGAGCUGUUUGAAAGAGAAACAAAAGUCAUACACAUAAACACAACUCGUAAUUCCUUUGGUUCACAGUCAUUCAUGGUAAACCAGUUGAAACCAUUUCACAGGUAUGAAGUUCGAAUCCAAGCCUGCAGCAGGCUGGGCUGUGUGUCAAGUGACUGGACGUCCAUAGAGACCCUGGAGGUUGCACCACGGCAGCAACCCCCUCCCCAUCUGGAGGUGCAGAUGCCUCCAGGGGGUUUCCAGCCCACCGUUUCCCUUCUGUGGACAGGACCCCUCCAACCAAAUGGAAAAGUUUUAUAUUAUGAAUUGUACAGAAGACAAAUAGCAACUCAGCCUGAGAAGUUAAAACCAGUGCUAGCCUAUAAUGGAAGCUCAAGCUCCUUUAUGGAUGUCGAACUACUGCCUUUUACAGAGUAUGAAUACCAGGUCUGGGCCGUGAAUUCAGCAGGAAAAGCCCCCAGCAGCUGGACGCGGUGUAGAACUGGACCUGCCCCGCCAGAAGGUCUCAGGGCCCCCAAGUUCCACGCGAUCUCUGCCACCCAAGCAGUUGUCAACAUCAGCGCCCCCCAGAAGCCCAACGGGAUUGUCACUCUCUACAGACUGUUCUCCAGGAGCACCAGCGGGGCCCAGACAGUGCUGGCUGAAGGCCUGGCCACCCAGCAGACUCUUCACAGCCUGCAGCCCUUCACGACCUACUCCAUUGGGGUGGAGGCCUGCACUUGCUUCAAUUGUUGCAGCCAAGGGCCAACAGCAGAGCUGAGAACUCCUCCUGCUCCACCCACAGGAUUGUCCUCUCCGAAAAUCCAGAUGCUGGCCUCGAGGACAGCCUCCUUCCAGUGGAGUCCGCCGCUGUUCCCCAAUGGUGUUAUUCAAAGCUAUGAGCUCCAACUCUACAUGGCAUGCCCUCCAGAUUCAGCCACCCCCUGUAGCCCCAGCCAAACCGAGACCAAGUACAUGGGGCCAGGGCACAGAGCCAGCCUCGAGGGUCUCCAGCCCUACACCACCUACAAGCUGAGGGUGGUGGCCCACAACGAGGUGGGCAGCACGGCCACUGAAUGGAUCAGCUUCGUCACCCAGAAAGAACUGCCGCAGUACCGCGCCCCGUUCUCGGUGGACGGCAACCUGUCCGUGGUGUGUGUCAACUGGACCAGCUCCUUCCUGCUGAACGGGCGGCUGAAGGAGUUCGUCCUGACCGACGGAGGACAGCGCCUCUACAGUGGCCUCGACACCACCCUCUACAUCCCGAGGACCGCGGACAAAACUUUCUUUUUCCAGGUCAUCUGCACUACAGAAGAAGGAAGUGUUAAGACGCCUUUGAUUCAGUAUGAUACUUCCACUGGAUUUGGCUUGGUGCUGACAACUCCUGGAGAAAAGAAAGGAUCAGGAAGCAAAAGCAGGGAGUUCUACAGCGAGCUGUGGUUCAUAGUGUUAAUGGCAGUGCUGGGCUUGAUCUUGUUGGCCAUUUUCCUGUCCCUGAUACUACAGAGAAAAAUCCACAAAGAACCAUAUAUCAGAGAGAGGCCUCCCCUAGUGCCUCUUCCAAAACGAAUGUCUCCAUUGAAUGUCUACCCACCUGGGGAAACCCACAUGGGCUUAACUGAUACCAAAAUCCCCCGGUCUGGGACACCUGUGAGCAUUAGGAGCAACCGAAGCCUGUCUGUUCUGCGCAUCCCAAGUCAGAGUCAAGUCAGUCAGAUCUAUUCCCAAGGCUCUCUCCACCGGAGUGUCAGCCAGCUCAUGGACAUUCAAGACAAGAAGGCCUUGACAGACGACUCGCUGUGGGAAGCCAUCAUGCGCCAUGACAGCGGACUGUAUGUGGAUGAAGAGGACCUGAUGAAUGCCAUCAAGGGUUUCAGCUCUGUGACUAAGGAACACACCGCAUUCACCGACACCCACCUGUGA